GCCCAACGUGUCCGGUUUGGAUCGCAGUUGGAGAUGGCCUGAGGCCCCUCUCUUCCAUCCUGUCCGCUAGGCCUAGCGCGACCUUGACAGGUCGGCAGGCGGAGGGGGCAAGCCACCCAAUUUACAGAGGGUUGAGAACAACAGGGCGGCCUCUAACCCUAGAACCGGCAUCAGCGGCGGCGGCGACUAAAAUGGAGGAGGAGGAGGCCACGGGAGGGAUAGAGAUGGGGGAGAUGGAGACAUGCGCCGGCCACAAGAGGUUGCCGGCAGAGGGACAUCAGGAGACGGUGAACGAUCAAUCAAAGAGGCCGCGGGACAAUGACGACGAGGAAGAGCGAGAGAUGCUCGCGGAGCUUGCUGAGUGGCGAGACAAUUGGGCGGGCACAUGGUCCGACUACUAUGGCAGCGUCGACAAAAGGACUCAGGUAGGGCCUGUGCAGUUUACCAUGGGGCCAGUUCCGAGCUACCCUAGGCUUGAAAGCGCGCUGCAGAUAUUUUCCGUCAAGAUGGUCGAACUGAAGGGUACUAUGACGUGCUGGCCGAUAGAUGUGUAUGGCUUCAUCGCUGUGCGCGACUCCGUGGACCGUAACCGCAACUAUAUCUUUGAGCGUGCCAGGAGCAACUGUCAGACGCUCACGGAACAGGAUUCAUCUCUGGUCCUCAAUGGUCCAAGCCGUGCAGUCCAGUUGAUUGACCCUGUUUUAUUUGAGGUUGAGCUACGAGUCAAAGGGAUCAGGCCCUCUGAAGAUAAGCUGUUGAGUGGUGAAUUCUUCGAUUAUAACUGCAUCAUAGGGUACAGAGUCGGCUCUCUUCUGGAGGAGAUGGUGUCGGGUCCGCGCAGCACACUGCAAUUCAAGUAUGCACAUCUCCGUUUGGCAUUGGAGGCCCAAAUAAAUGUCUGGUUUGCAGAAGGAUCAACCGAUUUCAGUGUGAAGUUUGUCGCACGUACUGCCAGUAUUGAUGAGAAUGCCACUUUGCUGGAAUGUAAAGACGUUGCUACGGCUCUCUCCGAUGACGGGUCCAUUGAUCUCUCGCGCAAUGUUCUUGUCGUGGAAGGGAACAAUGGAGUGCUGAUCGUUGGCGCUCAGGUAAAGCAGCAGGGUGAUGACGAAGAGGCGGGCAGCAUCUACAGAGAGGUCAGCUUUACCGCGGCAACAUAUGGUGAGAGUCAUGGUACGUUGGAUGUUGGGUUUUGCAAGAUGAAUGUGGUGGUUGCUUGGUCGCUUCUGUUUUGAUUUAAGAGGUGAUGCAAGAUGAGCGUUUGCAUUCCUUGGUGAUGUAAGCUGUUGUCUACGGUGUGACAAUGAUGUAGUGAAGCUGGAUACGAGUAUCAAUAUUAGAUGUGGCUACCUUUGACUGUGUGUUAACAGUUGGUCUUAC
Messenger RNA from Lolium perenne, 1380 nucleotides. NCBI's taxonomy places the organism in Eukaryota, Viridiplantae, Streptophyta, Magnoliopsida, Poales, Poaceae. The record is from RefSeq and is a predicted model, not a curated record.